AUGACUCCUCCAACUUCUGGCCACAUCGAGAGUGGGAAUGACUUCCAACGAGCUCAAGACGCAUAUCACGCCGCAUUUGGGGCUUUCCCACAAAGCAAGGAUGAAAUAGCAAGAGCGAAGCUUUUGUCGUUUAUUAUAGGGGCAAGCGAACAGGAUUUGAGCACAAUACAGAAACUUCUUGAGACCUCAUUUAAUGCCGAGGACAGGACAGGUGGAUUGGCAAGCCAGAGCAAGAUCGUAUCAGCGUCUAACGAUCACACCUUACGGGUGUGGGACGCUACCACUGGCAAAGAAGAAUAUACACUCAUCGGUCAUUCAGAAGCCGUUACCAGCGUCGCGGUCUCACCUGAUUGUAAGACGAUUGCUUCCGGUUCAGCUGAUCAGAUCGUGAGGCUAUGGGACACGACAACGGGCCGGCAAACGCGCUUGCUCACCGGCCAUUCCAGUGCAAUCAAAAGCGUUGCUUUCUCUUUCGACGGGACUAAGCUUGCUUCUGGGUCCGAUGACGGUACGGCCUUGGUGUGGGAUCUGGCAACAGGCCAGCAGGAGUGUACACUCUCGCACUCUACCGCCAGUGCUUCCUAUGGCUACUACGGCUCCAAGGCUCACACCAUUAAACACGCUGUCACUAGUAUUGCCUUCUCUCUCGAUGGCAAGAGAAUCAUUGCUGGGACUAGGGAUAAUGGGAUAUGGAUGUCAGAUAUAGCGACCGGCACACAAGAACCCCUUUCCGGCCACUCCAAUGCCAUCACCAGCCUCGUCUUCUCCUUGGACGGCCGCCAGAUAGCAUCGGGAAGUACUGACGGUACUGUAAAAGUCUGGGAUGCUACAACUAGUCAGGCCAAGUCUAUUAUUUCGGGCCAUUCUGGCGCCAUCACCAGUAUUGCCUUUUCGCCAGACGGAAGCAAGAUUGCGACGGGGUCCGCUGAUUGUACUGUGCGUGUGUGGGAUGCGGAAAGCGCCAAGGAAGAGCGUGUGCCCAUAUGCCAACCCAGCAAUGUCAAGAGCGUAGCCUUCUCAUCCGACGGUAGGAAGAUUGUGGCCGGUUUGGCUGAUCACACAUUGAGGCUGUACGAUGUGACAACCGGCCUCGAGGAGUGUGCGUUGACAGGCCAUUCUGGCGAUGUUACCGGUAGUGCCUUUUUCUAA
Trichoderma breve is the source of this 1149-nucleotide messenger RNA. RefSeq names its product WD domain, g-beta repeat domain-containing protein. The transcript is spliced from 2 exons. Bases 1 to 1149 code for a protein of 382 amino acids. The record is from RefSeq and is a predicted model, not a curated record. Gene Ontology annotation, molecular function: protein binding. NCBI's taxonomy places the organism in Eukaryota, Fungi, Ascomycota, Sordariomycetes, Hypocreales, Hypocreaceae.